This is a messenger RNA of Coregonus sp. 'balchen', 2407 nucleotides long. Lineage: Eukaryota; Metazoa; Chordata; Actinopteri; Salmoniformes; Salmonidae. The record is from the annotation of a GenBank genome assembly.
AUGAAUCACUACAACCUCUCCGGGCCCCCGGGGGCCCUCGACCCCAUCUCCAACCUCAGCCAGUGGGACACGGAGAUGGUAGGUAGGCCACAUAUUAGAGAGGUGGAACAGUAACCGGAAGGUCACUGGUUAAAGUCCCGGGCCUGAACUAGCUAAUGGAGGGUGGCUGGUUUCACCUCUGGGGAUUCGAUAACAUAAGAAAGAAAAAAGACACAUAUCAGAUUGUGAUUGGACAUAAAGUUGUAUUGUAUAUUGCAUCUUGUAUAGGUGGAAAUGGAGAGUCUGGCUCACCAGGGGAACCUCACCUCGGACAAUCCCACGUCCGGAGGCCCGAUCGCAGCCGCUCUCUCCAUGACCCUGGGCGUCAUCUCCAACAUCGUGGCCUUGUUCAUCCUGGCCAACGCCUACUCCCACCAGCGCCGACGCUCCAAAGCCACCUUCCUCCUCUUCGCCAGCUCCCUGGUACUCACAGACUUUUUUGGGCACAUCAUCCCGGGAGCGCUGGUCCUCCGGCUCUACCUCUUCGGAGGGGUGUCCCCCGAGGCGGCAGCCGCUUCCUCAAACGGCUCGACUGACCCCAUGUGCCAGUUCCUGGGUGGUUCUAUGGUGUUCUUUGGCCUGUGCCCGCUCUUCCUGGGCUGUGCGAUGGCUGCGGAGCGCUGUUUGGGCGUUACACAGCCACUGCUCCACUCCUCCUUAGUUACCUCCACCCGUACCAAGCUGUCCCUCUCGGGGAUCUGGCUGGUGGCCCUCUGCGUGGCCCUGCUGCCCUGCUUCCAGCUGGGGUCAUACACCUACCAGCACCCCAACAGCUGGUGCUUUAUCAAGGUCAGUAGCCAGCAGGGCUGGAGUCAAUUCGAAUUGAAGUCAGUCAAUUCAGGAAGUGAUUUAAAUAAAAAAUUCAAAAAUGGAAAAACUUGAAAUAAAUAGCUUCUACUCCUCAGUUUAUUGAAAAGUCAUUGAAAAUAGAUGCUGGUUCUUUUUAUUAUUUUUUUUAUUGUUAUUUAAGUUUACUUCCUGAAUUGACUGCCUUCAAUUUGAAUUGACCCCAGCCCUGGCAGCCAGGUAUUGAGCUCCCCUAGUGCUUUAGUUCAUUCUCAAAGUUCUAUGACAGUUAUUUAAACAGUGUGAUGUUUAGAAUGCUGAAGUAAAUCUGACUACCAACAUUAAAGUGAAUGGGAUUUUUUGGGAGGCACAAAAAGCCUAAUAGAAAUAACACUAGUGUACAAUAUCAAUAGGAUAAAGUAUAGAGUUAUAUAUACCAAUAAAUGUCUGUCUUCUCCUGUCCUUCAUCAAGGUCUUAGCUAACGACACCCAGGAAGCGGACGUAGCCUUCGUCAUGCUCUUCUCCGGGCUGGGCCUGACGUCGCUGGGGGUGGCCCUGGUGUGUAACACCAUCAGCGGGCUGACCCUGGUUCUGGCCAGGCUGAGACGGAGGCCCUCAAGCUGCUCAUCGUCCCACAGCCACCGCUCAGUGGCCAAGAGCCAUGAUAUAGAGAUGGUGGUGCAGCUGGUGGGCAUCAUGGUCACGUCCUGUAUCUGCUGGAGCCCUCUGCUGGUGAGUGGGACAAUCGCUGCCUGGGACACAAACAAGUGUCGAUGCUGAUGCUGCUGAUACCAUCCACCACACCAUGCCUAUUCCCUAUACCCGCUACACAUCUAGAAAAAAGUCACCCAACAACAAAGACAGGCCACAGGCGCCUUCAGUUUGAUUCAUUUGUACACUGAAAAUACACAAGAUAUUGUUUAUUUUACGCAUCAUUAUUCCAAAGAAAUCGAAUUAGGCCGUCAAUGCCUCAUCAAAGAAAUUGGUUGCAUGAUGGUUCUGGAUCAAAGUAUAACAAUGAACAAUUAUAUGUCUUCUCUUAUGCCCAAGAUCUUCGGGCUCAUGUCGGUGAUGCGCUCCUAUAGGGGCUCCAUUGAUAAAGCUGACAUGGCCACCUACGAGACGUUGAAUUUGAUGGGCGUGCGGCUGGCUUCCUGGAACCAGAUCCUGGACCCCUGGGUCUAUAUCCUGCUACGCCGGGCCGUCCUCCGCAAGAUCUACCUCAUCACCAAGCGCCAGGCCGAUUUUAAGGGGAGUGUGCUCCGACGCUGGGAGGGGAACUCGUUUCAGAGCAAGAGCUCGGAGAACAAUCCCGUUAACAGGAUAUGAGAUCAUAACCAAGCGCCAGGCCGAUUUGAAGGGGAGUGUGCUGCAACGCUGGGAGUGGAACCCCUUUCAGAGUAAAAGCUUGGAGAAGAAUACAGUUAGCAGGAUAUGACUGUGUGACCGACGGUGUUCGAUCCCGGGUCUCCUGAGUGAGUGCCAGAAGAAGACUGCAUUAGCCCACCUAAGCUAAAGCCUAGUAUUGACCAGGGAGCCAAAGCAACUCUUCAGAUCUCAGGCAAGGUUACUCAUCAUGCA